AUGCCAGGUCAGGACAGGGACGUUCCCCGUGACCGCGAAUUGGUUCGACACUCGAUGUCACACUCCGAGUCUAAAGUUCCCAUGUGGGACAGUUCCGAUCCCGAGCGUGCGCCUCCACCGCUACCAAUGAAUCCUCGUUCAAUGAGUCCGUCAAUGAGCCCGACGACGAGAUCUCAUGUUUCUCCCGGCAUUCAAGCCGUUGCUGCGAAGUUCACAGAGAAGUCCAGCGACAAUGCGCCGAGCUCAUACACCACAAAUCCAAUGCCACCCAAAUCCUCUUCUCCGGAAAGGUCGUUGAUCAAAGGUCAACAUCAUAAGCGCAUGCAGUCCUUGCAACCUGAAGAUACCCGGCAGGAUGCGCGCAGCGAGUUCAUGACCUACCUUGAAAACCGAUCACCGGAGCGACCUCUUCGUGCGACAAUCGUCGAAGGUACGAAGCAGCGCGACCCAAGCAAGUCCACCAGUUCGCCGUCGCUUCGGCAAGACGCAGAAAAGGAUGUGACAUAUUCGCUAUCAAGCCGUUACCUUUCCAAACCAAUAUUGGGCGAGAGUACUCCGCCAUCUGCGACCAUGUUAGCUUUACAAAACAUGCAGCUCCCCAUGGAGCCCGACCCUCCUUCGCCCUCCAAGCCUCCUAAAAUGAUCACUGCGCCAUUCGAGCCUCGACCAGCGCCCAUCCAAAAUACAAGCAUGGAUUCGCUCGCCAGCCAGAUCCACAGUCUUACCGACAUCGCCAGCAGUUUGCAACGCGAAAUGAUGAACCUGAGCCGACGCAGCAAAGAUAAUGCCACCGAUCUGGUCAGCCUCAAGGCGGCCACCAACGCCCGUGACGAGGAUAUUCGCAAGAGUCUCAAAGAGUUGUCUUCCCACCUCACAACUAAAUAUCUGGAUACCGAAACCUCAAGGUUUGAUUUCAGUAAUCUUUUCAAGGGUGGUGAUGGGCCUAACCCCAAGGAUCCGGAUAGUCCCGUGUCGAAGAGAAGCUACUCGGUCCCCCGUAUGCCCAGCCCUAAUCCGUUUGCGUUUGACCGCGACUCUUGCGUUUCGCCCGCACCGAUCUCCGACGGUUCCGCCGCUCUUGCUUUGCUCGAAAAGGUAUUGCGCGAGAUGGCAACAAAGGAAGGUGAGGAGAGGCUCUUGGAGCUGGUGGAAGAACUCAAGUCUCGACCUGCCGCCACUGCGUCCGACAAAGAGGCCGACACCAAAGUCACCGCCAUGCUCGAGGAAAUCCUCAACUUGGUGAAGGAGGACCCCGCCAGCAAAGCCCUUGUUCGGUCAUACGGCAUGGCAAACAACCUCAGCGCCCCUGAACCGGACGACGAAACCGAGCCCACACGAUCUCGCUCAGUAGACCCAGAGACUGUACGUGCACUUGAUCUUUCUAAGUCUGACAAGGGAGACAUGAUUAGCCCCAAUUCUGAAGAAGUCUUGGCUGUCCUCACAAGCGUCAAAAACAGCGUGGUCGAGUCUGGCGGAAUGACAAAUGGUGUUAAAAGUCUGGUGCGUGAAUUGCGAGGUGAGGUGCUGGGGAUGGGCCGUGAACUUGGCCGCAGACUCGACGAUAUCGAGACCACCCGCGCCAACGAUGAAACGGACGACAAGCCCCGAGCUGCCGGCCCUGAAGAGAUCUCUGCCAUCGUGAAUCGCAGUCUUGACGACCUUAAAGAGCAGCUGGCUGCCACCAUUAAUGAAAGUCGCCAACAAUCAUCCGACCUGGCCGAGUUCCGAGCAAACAUGAACAGCGCUGCAGUCUAUUCUGUGGUGAAGAAAGCUUUGGAUGAACUUGAACUGCCACAGCCACAAUCAGAGCCCCGAGGGGCUGAGAUGGAUCGAGAUGACAUCCUUGAGACUGUCCGGGAAGCCUGGGAGACAUACAAGCCUGAGAUCGAGUUCAACAACUUCGGCUUGGAGCGUGAUGAGAUCCUCACCUGCCUCGAAGAGGGACUCAAGUCUUACCAGCCACAGCACGAGGAAGCAGUGACCUACGAUCAGGUCCUUGCGGCUGUUGAGGACGGCAUGCAGAAGUUCAACCCACCAACCAUCGAGGCGCCACCCGGAAUCAGCCGUGAUGAGAUCAUCCUGGUUAUUCGCGAAUGCUUGGACAAGCAAGCGGAUUCUGCUCCAAGGUCCCUCGACGAAGAACAUGUCGGCCACCUCAACUCUAUGCGAGAUGAGAUUCUCGAGGCAGUGGCCAAGACCAUGGCGACUCACCACGAAGGCGCGAAAGUAAUCGAUGAUGAGCACAUCAACCACUUAUACGGCGUUCGCGAUGAGAUUAUGGACACACUCAACGAGAAACUGGCUGCCACCAAUGGAGACAAGUCGGUCGACGAGGAGCAUAUCACUCACCUCCACUCUGUCCGCGACGAGAUCAUUGAAGCUGUGACUUCCGCCAUGGCCGCUCAUGCCGCGACACCCAAGUCUCCAGAGGACGAUCCAACCGCUACCCACCUCACCUCGUUGCGCGAUGAAAUUCUCCAAGCAGUUGCUGGCGCGAUGGCCACCAAUGAUACAGGGUCCAAAGAGUUGAGCGAUGAGCAUGUCAAUCAUCUCUACGCAGUUCGUGAUGAGAUUAUGGAAGCCGUGACUGGGACCAUGGCGGCACAGAGUACCUCGAAGUCUGUAGAUGAGGAUCACCUUGCCCAUCUCAACUCUAUCCGAGACGAAAUCCUCGGGGCAGUGGCUGGUUCAGUAGCUCAAAGUACACUGAGCAACGAUUCUGGGCUUGGCCGCGAUGAGAUCGUUAGCGCUGUGUCUGACAGCCUUGAGGCUCACUUCACUGCAGCCAAGGAGAUGGAUGAACCAAACAUCUCUCGGCAUGACGUUAUGAACGCAGUGAAUGAAGCCUUCGAUGCCCAGCAAACAGCCCUCAGUGCCAACAGCGGUAAUUCGAGUGUCUCGCGGGACGAGAUCUUGAAUGCGAUCGCAGAGGGAAUUGAAACCUCAAUGCACGCGCAUAAUUCGGCACUUGUCACCAACGAGCCACAAACCCUCUCCCGUGAAGAAAUUCUCGGCGCCAUCGUGGACGGCAUUGAGCAGUCACGCUCUUCCCCCAGCACCGACGAAAAGCUUUCACGAGAUGAUGUUCUGAGUGCUAUAUUGGAGGGCCUUGAACAGUCGCCGAGCCGAACGGAACCAAGCAUCUCUAGGGACGAGAUCUUGAGUGCUAUCGCCGAUGGCAUUGAGAACUCGCAGAGCAACUCCCGCUCGCUCGCCGUAACUGAGCAUGAACAUGAGGAUGAAAAGCCUCCCAUCUCCCGUGAAGAGAUUCUCAGUGCAAUCGUGGAGGGUAUCGAGCAUUCCCGUGCCUCGUUGAGCGAAGCGUCUCAGCCAAGCAUUUCAAAGGAGGAGAUCAUGAGUGCUAUUGCUGAAGGCAUUGAAACUUCACAAACAAGCCAGCAAUCCGCUCUGAGCACCAACGUUCAAGAGCCAACCAUCUCGCGUGAUGAGAUUUUGAGUGCCAUUUCCGAAGGUAUCCAGAACGGAAAUUCCGUCGCCCGAGAGAUUGAACUCAACCAGGACGACUUGAUGGAGGCAAUCACGAACGGUUUGAACGAGGCAAUUGGAGCUACGAACUUCCAAAUUGGCGGAGACGUAACUGAGCGCCUACAAACCCUUGUCGAUGACAUGAAGGAAGAAUUCAAACAGUACUCUUCAGCCAAUGGCCGGGAUACUGAGCAAGUUCUUGACGCUGUCAAAGAUGGUAUUGAUGUCGUUCGCAAGGAGAUUGAAACAUACGUCGCUACCACCGCCGACCUUUCGGGCAAGGAUGAAGUCAUUGACACUGUCAAAGAAGGCUUCCGUUUACUCCAUGCCGACAUGGAAAAGACCAUCACCGAUUCAGCCCUCGCCAAUGGCUCGCGGGGAGCACCUGACACCCCCGAGCUUCUGGAUGCCAUGGAAAAGGAGUUUGAGCAUUUGCGUGGAACAAUUACAACUCUUCUUCUGCGCGAAAGUGCCCCUGGCGACAAGGACGAGAUCUUGGAUGCCAUACGUGAAGUCUCCGAGAACACCAAAACUCCUUCGGGCAAUGAAGGUGUGAUUGAUUCCAUCAAGCAGGAGUUUGAGAGUCUGCGGGAGCGCAUGGACAUGAGCCUUGUUUCUUCUCAGCCCGGUGCUGAGAAGGACGAAAUUAUCUCGACACUCCGCGAGCACUUUGACAAUCUUCGGGAAGAGACUGCGAAGAGAGAGGAGAACAAUUCAUCCCCGGCCGAGCUCCUUGAUGCGGUUACCGGCGGUGUUGACUCAAUUCGUGAGGAUCUAAAGAAACUUCUCGAGAAGCCGGCUGAGUUCGACAGCACCGAGAUUCUUGAGACAAUCAAGGAUGGCCUUGCAGAUUUGAAGCUUGAGAUGGAGAGCCUCCGCCAAUCCAACAAGGAGGCUGACGAAGCCGGUUCGACUCGUGGAGGCGAACUGAUGCUCGCAAACGAAGCACCAUCAUCAGAGAGUGAGCCACCUACCAUUGUCCCUGACAUUGAUGGCUUGAAAGCUCUCAUCACUCAGCUUCACGAUAAGGUUGAAUCCACACCUCGAUCGGUGGAGCCUGAUGAGGAUGCUUUGAAGCGCUCUCACCUCGACGAAGUUCUCGCUGCUCUUCACACCCCUGAUGAGGACACAUUGAAACGCUCCCAUCUUGACGAUGUGCUCGCCGCUCUCCAAAGUGUGCACGAAAAGGUUGAAAUCAUUGAAUCCACUCCUCGAUCGAUCGAGCCUGAUGAGGAUGCUUUGAAGCGCUCCCACCUUGAUGAGGUCCUCCUUGCCAUCCACGAGCUCCAGCUCGCCGUGGGUGAGAUGAGCGCUAAACCCGCCGAAGACGAUACUUCUGUCAAGAAGGAAGACACCGAAGCACUGGAGCAGCUGAUUCUUAGCACCAAGGCCCAAAUCGAGGAGCUAGUCUUCCCCGCGCCUGACAACGUUGCCACUCCCGAGCAUAUCGGAACGCUCGAAACCAUGAUUCGAGAAGCCAAAGAAUCCAUUGCGGAAUUCUCCGGUCGCAUGGAAGCCGAAGCCCCUACAAAGGCUGAGAUCGGCACGCUGGAAGGUCUGAUCAAGGAUGUCUGGGUUGUCCUUGAGGAGUUGAAAAGCAGUGCCAAGGAAACCGAGCAAGAGGAUCCUGCUGAGAAAAUCCUUAAAUCUGAUCUCCAAACCGUUGAAGCUAUGAUAUUUGAGGUCAAGACUCAAGUUGACGAGCUGAAGCUUCCCGACGUUGACACCCUGCCCACCAAAACCGACAUCGAAGACCUCUCUGGAUUGGUCAAUGACUUCCGUGAAAAGAUGGAGGCCAACAACGAAUUGACCGCCCAAGGAUUCGAUGCUCGCAAGGUUGAGCAUGGUGGCCUUGCUGAAAAGAUCGAUGAAGCCAAGUUCGUGGUUGGAGAGCUCGGAGAUGAGUUGAAGAGUAAGCUUGACGGUAGUACCGAAGGCUUGGCUGAGCUUAAGCAGCUACUCGAAGGCCUCGCUAUCACAGCCGAGAGUUUCUCUACCGUUGACAACAUCAAGGAAGUUACCGAUCUCAUCAACCGGGAGUUCGAACGUUCUCGCGGUGAAGAAGAUGCAGGCAAAAUCGAGAAGGAGGAGCGAGAUGCCGCCGCUAUGGUCAAGCACGAUGAGACACGGGCCGCUAUCAUCGUGGAGCUUGGCACCAAGAUUGAUGAAAAGAUUUCUGAAGUUCUCGCCAAGUACGAAGACGCACACACCUCUCUCCAUUCCAAGUUCACGGAAUCCGAAGAGCGGGAUGUCACUCACACCGAAUCCUUGGCAAGCACUAAGAGUCUCGCUGAAGACAUCAGACUUGUCAUUGGAUCUAUGGGCGACAGUGUCAACGAAACCUGCGAACGCCUCAGUGUGGACACGAAAGCCCUCAUUGAGCAAGUUGACCAGUCUCGUCAACAGCUAGAGGAGAUGCACAACGAUGUCAAAUCCCACAAGGAGCAGUCUCAGGCCGAGACCGAGAGAGCUGCCGCUACUGCCGCUGCUACCGAUCGAGUGGAGAGCAAGCUCCUCGAGUUCCACCCUCAGAUCCUGGAAUCCGUGCAGGAGAUUCUGAACAUUGUGAACCAACACUAUGAUCACUCCCAGAGAUCAGCGGAGGAUUUCAAGUCUGAACUUUCCGCGUUGCCGGCGAACAUUCCUGCAAUGUUACCCGCGGUUCCAGCCCAGGAGCCAGAAUCAGAGCGUAUGCUCGCUAUUGAGGAUACCCCUCUUAGCACCAAACUCGAUGAUAUCCUGGAACACGCGCGGAAUAGCCAGGUGCAUGAAAUCUUGAACACUCUCCUCGAUCACUCAAAGGACACCAAGGUUCACGACACUUUGACUACCCUUGCUGAGAACUCGAAGAACGACCAGAUCCACGAAACCCUGAACACAUUGGUGGAGAACUCAAAGAAUGAUCAGGUUCACGAGAUCUUGAGCACCCUCCUUGAACACUCUCAGAACACCCAGGUUCAUGACUCGUUGAACGACAUGGCUGGAAAACAUGACCAGAUCCAUGAAAGCCUGGCUACUCUGCUCGAGAAUUCAAAGAAUGAUCAACUCCAUGAGAAGCUUGAUCGAGCUCUCGAACAGGGUUCGGGCUCAAAUGACCAGAUCUACGAGAAGCUCAACGAACUGCUGGAUCAUGCAACUAGUGGCACUGGUCCCAUCCACGAAAAGCUCGACGCCUUGCUCAGCCGUCCCGAGAACCCGCCUGAGUCCGACAACUCCACAUCCCAGAUGAUGAAGUUGGAUGAGAUGCACAGGGAUAUCAUGGAGAACUCUCGUAAGAUGAACGAGAUGUUCGCUGCGCAGUCAGUAUUGGUUGCCGAAGAUACUGAACGAAAACGCCGUGAAGCUGAGGAAGCUGCGAUUGCUUUGGAACGCAGAGUCGCGCAGCGUGAGCAAGUGGAAGCCGAGCUUGUUGGCUUACACGAAGAGAAGGAUUCCAUGCUGAACAUGAUCCAUCGUCUCAACGCUGAGAAGGAGGAAAUGAUCCGACAAAACAACAGGCUCACCAAGGACCUUUCUGGUCUAGAGACUGCUCUCGAGAUCCGUCAUGAGGAGAUGCGACAGAUGGAAGACCGUGCUGAUGGCCUAGAGAAGCGUAUUCUCGAGGGUGUCCUCGAUCAUGCACGCACCGUUCUUCUGAGUCGCUCCAACAGUCUCCAAGCUAUGAACCUCAAACGAAACCGCAGCACUCGGAGCACCCGCAGUUCCCGCGCGGGUGCUCGCAGCCCCAGCUCGGCCAGUUCAGCCAGUACCGCCAAAGAGUCCAAGGAUAACCGCAGCCUCCUUGGCAGCGGGGUUGGAAUGGCUCUGAAACGUAGAAUUCCGAACUCGCUCCAUGCUGGAACCACUGCUGUGCAGCCGAACAUCGGAAAAGAGCGCCGUAUUCUCAGCCUGAGCCAUGUCACUGGCAAUCGUGGGGCAGACCGACAGGUCAGCGGCAAAUCUGGCAUUGCGAACUUGAAGCGCAGUCACUCUGUGAAGUCCAACACCCUUCGCAAGGCCUCAUGGGCGGGUCCCACUUCUGUUGCCGACAAGGAAAAUGAGCCUUUCCACGAAGAGGAUGAGCUUGCGAGCGACACCGAGAGAGAUGCUGGCCCCCGGCGACACACUAGCCAUGCUGGAUCCGACCGACGAACGAGCUAUGCAGGAAGUGUCACUCCUUCCGACCGCAAGACAAGCUAUGCAGGAUCUGAGGCUGGUACCGAGCGCAAAUACGCCGAGAGCAAUGCUGACUCCGAACGCCGAACAAGCUACACGGGAAGCAACGCUGGCACCGAACGCAGGACCAGCUAUGCCGGUACCUGCGUUGAUAGUAUUGCCGAGAGUGUGGUGACCGACGAUUUCGACCCCCGUCGUGUCAGCGGCGUGAGCUCCAAGAAUGACCACCACGUGGCGGAAAGUUCCAUUGCCGAAGAUGAUCACGAGGAUCGCGAAGAUGACAUCUCCAUCGACGGGUCCGACUCAGGCGACGAUGCCCGCACAGCCCAGGGAGAUACGGAGCAUGCUGGCGCAGAAGAACAUGAGAAUGACGAGGAUCACGAAUUAUCUCGUCAGAUCAGAGAGGCCAACGAGGCCGCCGAAGCUGAAGUCAUGAAGCUGUUAUCUCCAACUGCUGAUAGUGGACUUGGUACAGAUGUCGCUGCUUAA
Penicillium brevicompactum is the source of this 8130-nucleotide messenger RNA. RefSeq lists its product as uncharacterized. NCBI's taxonomy places the organism in Eukaryota, Fungi, Ascomycota, Eurotiomycetes, Eurotiales, Aspergillaceae. Bases 1 to 8130 code for a protein of 2709 amino acids. The transcript is spliced from 3 exons. The record is from RefSeq and is a predicted model, not a curated record.